AUGAGGAUGCAGGUGUUACCUGUGAAUUUCCUGGUGAUUCUUGACAGUCUCUUCUUUGCUGUUUCAGCUUCCAUCAGACUGGUCAAUGGGACAGACCGAUGUUCAGGCAGGGUGGAGGUCUACCAUGAUGACCAGUGGUUACCAGCCCUUAACUUUAACUGGGGAAUGAAUGAAGCAACAGUGCUUUGCAAAGAGAUGAACUGUGGAGAUCCUGUACAGUUUUCAGGAUCAUCUUCUCAGGUUGGAGACCUGAGAGGAUAUAAAGUCAGUUGCACCGGUACAGAGAGCUCUCUGACACAGUGCACACUGACAGAAUAUGUCAGGACCAGCAGUGAUCAUAUGAACGAUGCAUCUGUUGUUUGUUCAGGUAUUGUUAAAUUGGCUGGUGGGCCUAACCGCUGUGUUGGAAGAGUGGAGCUCUAUGACAAAGGCCAGUGGGGGGCAGUGUGUGGUGACUCCUGGGACAUGUUUGAUGCAGCAGUGGUGUGUCGAGAGCUGAACUGUGGGAUAGCUCACAAAAUCACCACCACGCCCAAAUAUGGUCAUGGCACAGGACCGGUCUGGACUGAUCAGAUUGACUGCCGUGGACAGGAGUCCAUACUGUCUGUUUGCCCACGAAGUUCAUUUAGCAACAACACUUGCAACAUCAACUCAGUUGCUGGUAUCACGUGUACAGGUUUUCAUUGA
Molecule: messenger RNA, 687 nt
Organism: Sphaeramia orbicularis (orbiculate cardinalfish)
Lineage: Eukaryota; Metazoa; Chordata; Actinopteri; Kurtiformes; Apogonidae
Product: scavenger receptor cysteine-rich type 1 protein M130-like
Exons: 4
Coding region: 1-687 (228 amino acids)
Biological process (GO): zymogen activation
Cellular component (GO): plasma membrane
Molecular function (GO): serine-type endopeptidase activity
Source: RefSeq, a predicted model, not a curated record